Molecule: messenger RNA, 1206 nt
Organism: Trichobilharzia szidati
Lineage: Eukaryota; Metazoa; Platyhelminthes; Trematoda; Strigeidida; Schistosomatidae
Source: the annotation of a GenBank genome assembly
CUUAGCUUCUCUGAACUUUGCAAAGAGAACAAUCAAGCGCGUUAGUUAAUAUUUUUUAUUGUUUACCGAAUCAACUAUUUGUAAUAUGCCUGGAUCUCGUAAAUUUUUUGUUGGUGGGAAUUGGAAGAUGAAUGGUAGCCAUUCAGAUAAUGACAAAUUGAUUCAAAUUCUCUCUGAAGCUCAGUUUGGCGAAAAUAUAGAAGUCUUGGUGGCUCCACCAUCUAUCUAUCUGCGUGAAGUCCGGAAUCGUUUAAAGAAAAAUAUUCAUGUUGCUGCCCAAAACUGCUACAAAGUCCCGAAGGGUGCUUUUACUGGUGAAAUUAGCCCCGCAAUGAUAAAAGAUGUUGGCUGUGAAUGGGUAAUACUUGGUCAUUCUGAAAGAAGAAAUAUUUUUGGCGAAUCUGAUGAGCUCAUUGCCGAAAAAGUUCAACACGCCAUUGCUGAAGGCUUAAGCGUCAUUGCAUGCAUUGGUGAAACAUUACCAGAACGUGAAGCUAAUAAAACAGAGGAAGUAUGUCUAAGACAGUUAAAAGCAAUCGCAAACAAAAUAAAGUCGGCUGAUGAAUGGCAAAGAAUAGUUGUUGCUUAUGAACCUGUAUGGGCUAUUGGUACAGGUAAAGUUGCCACACCUACACAAGCACAAGAAGUUCACAAUUUUCUAAGAAAAUGGUUAAAAUCUAAUGCGCCAGCUGGCGUUGAUGAAAAAUUACGCAUUAUAUACGGUGGCUCAGUGACGGCUGCUAAUUGUAAAGAAUUAGCUCAACAACCUGAUGUCGAUGGAUUUUUAGUCGGUGGUGCUUCAUUGAAACCAGAAUUUAUUGACAUUUGUAAGGCUAGAUAAUACUAGUAAUAUUAAUGAAAAGAAUUAGAACAUUGGAUCACUUGUGGGUAUUGCUGGCGUUGUUUUUGUCCUUAUUGUAGUUGCUUAAUUUUAAUUUCUAAUUUUUGUUUUCUAAUGUCAGUUAAUAUCUUCUUUUUAUUUUCACUUUUUUUCUCUUUAUCUUUAUUACAUUUUUACUUAUUAAAGAUAAUGUAAUAAUAUAGUAAUAUUAUUUGAAUGAAGAUCGAUGUGAAAUUCCAGUACUUACUUCCUUGCUUAACUUAACCUGUCAGUGAAAAUAGAUCCAGUUGAACUUGUUAUUAUUAUUAUUAUAUCUGACUUGUACUUAAGUGCUUUUCUUUUAUAAUUACAAACAGUUAAUCAUA